UGAUGGGAGGCAAAACGCCAUCCAACUAAAACACUGUCUGAAUAAAAAAUACCGCUGACUUUUACAGAUGAUAAAUUUGAUUUUUAGACUAUUUUUAGACAUAACUAGGUAGGAGUACUCCUAUGCAUAAAAAUUUUAGGCAUUUUAAUAUUUGGUUAACUCUAUGUGAAAUGGAAGGUAUUUUUACUCUACUGUGUGAACGGGAUUUUGGUUGGUCGGUAGGAUGUCCUGGAUAAUAACAAGAAGGGUUUAAAGGAAUGAUGGGAUGAGUUAUUUUGUGAAUAAUCGAGAAGAUAAGAUAGAAAUUUUACUGCAUAAGUGUCGGUCUGUAAAUUUAGAUCCGCAACUUUAAAAUUUCGCCCACAAAAAUAAAUAAUUUAAACAUUGGCAUUUUGUUUAUUUCAAAGAAUGAAGUCAGAAUUUUUGGAAUUCUUGCUAAAAGUCACUAGACGUCCUCUUACAUUUCUAAAUAAUUUAUUUUAAUUUUACAGAUUAUUUUUCAUAUUAAUAAUUAAAAAUAUGGUUGAGUCUGCUAUUUUGUCUAAGAAGCCUAAAAAGAACAAAAGAAAAUUAGAAGAAGAUGAAGAAGAGGAGGAUCUUUCUCUAAAUGUUAAAACAAGCAAAAAACCAUCGUUACCAGAUUCUUUAUUAUCAACAUUGUCUGAGGAUGGGGGACAAAUACGUGAUUUAAAUAUUUUAAAAGAAAGAUUGCAAGAUGUUAUUCAAAUUCUUGGAGAUUUUAAAAAUAGAGCUGAACCUGGACGUAAAAGAAAAGAUUAUUUACAAAUGUUUUUAAAAGAUUUGUGUGCUUAUUAUAAUUAUAAUGAAUUUCUAAUGGAAAAAUUUAUGAAUCUUUUUCCAAAUGGAACUGAGUUAAUUGAAUUUCUUGAUGCAAAUGAACACCAGAGACCUGUUACUAUUCGAACUAAUCCAUUGAAGACAAGAAGAGGAGAACUUGCAAAAUCAUUGAUUGCUCGUGGAAUGAAUGUAGAUCCAGCAGCUAAAUGGACAAAAGUUGGGUUAAUUGUUUAUGAUUCUCAAGUUCCCGUUGGUGCAACGCCUGAAUAUUUGGCUGGACAUUACAUCCUUCAAGGACUUUCUUCAUUUUUACCAGUUAUGGCACUCGCACCACAACCUAAUGAAAGAAUUUUGGUUUCUUAA
Messenger RNA from Meloidogyne enterolobii, 1161 nucleotides. The record is from the annotation of a GenBank genome assembly. Lineage: Eukaryota; Metazoa; Nematoda; Chromadorea; Rhabditida; Meloidogynidae.